AUGUCCGGCCAGCACCCACAGCCGGAUCCCAUGGACGAGGACCGGGGCGAACAUAGUGAAGAUGAAUUCAUAGACGAAGCAGAUGCAGAAGAAGUGGUCCAGGUCGACGAUGACCACCCGAUGGAGGAGGACGAAGAACUGCUGCUCGAGAACGACUCCUCCGCGCACUUCGACAAACAUACCGACUCCAUAUUCUGCAUCGCACAACAUCCAAUCCAUCCUGAAAUCAUAAUCACUGGCUCCGGAGACGAUACCGCAUAUAUAUUCGACUCGAGUCAGGCGGCUUCUGAGAAACCGCUACUCCCCAAGAGCUACGAAACCACGCCGCAACAGAGUAAAGAGAGAGAAUCGCUGCCUGUGAUUGCGCAUUUGGACGGCCAUAAAGAUUCAGUUAAUGCAGUUUGUUUCACCUCUCCGCGGGGUGAAUAUGCUGUUACCGCUGGUCUGGAUGGGAAGCUACGCGCCUGGAGAGAUACGAGUGGCAAUCUGGCUGGGAAGUCAUGGCAAUUUUUGGCUGAAUCGCAGGAAGUCGAGGAGAUAAACUGGAUCGCGACUUGCCCGUCAAGCGGAAAUGAGGAAAACGAGCAGACUCAGAAUGUUGUUGCGGUUGGUGCUAAUGAUGGGAGCGUAUGGGUCUAUCGCAUCGACGCGAGAGAGGAUUCCCCCGAGCCACUUACGAUUAUUUCUACGUUCUUUCAACAUACCGCAUCUUGUACAGCUGGUGCCUGGACACCGGAUGGACAGCUAUUAGCUACUGUCUCCGAAGAAGGGAGCUUUUAUGUCUAUGAUGUCUUUGGGUCUGCAGCUGCGGCUGGAUUCACUUCCUCUGCCGGUACGCAAUCGGUCGUUGCGCUGACUGUACAAGACCAGAGAUUCGCUGUUGAAGGAGGACUGUAUUCGGUUGCCAUCUCACCUUCUGGUACGUUUGCUGUUGUCGGUGGUGCAGAAGGACAUAUCAAGGUUGUCGGUCUACCACGAGUGUCUGAUACCUCGUCCACAAAAUCCAAAUCUAAGGGUAAAGGAGCCUCUGGUCCGUCCGGUGGAGCAGGAGCCGGAACACUUCUUGCCUCUCUCCAAGCUCAGUCGGACGGUAUCGAGUCACUCUCCUUCUCCUCUCCACCCCUGAAUCUCCUUGCAGCAGGGUCCGUCGAUGGAUCGAUUGCUCUCUUCGACGUUGCACACAGAUUCGCUGUUCGACGACACAUCCGCGGCGCCCAUGAAGAAUCAGCUGUGGUAAAGGUCGAGUUCGUCCAAUGUAAGACCAACGCCUCCUCGGCCGGGACGUCGCCGGGGAGACCCUGGCUUCUAACCUCUGUGGGUAUGGAUGGCGUUGUAAGGCGGUGGGAUACCCGAGGCGGCACCGUAGCUGCUGGUCAUGGCUUGUUAAAAGAAUGGAGAGGCCAUCUCGGCGUUUCUGAAAAUGAAGAAGGAGAACAGGCGGGUGGUAUAUUGGGUUUUGUACAGGGUGAUAAGGAAGGAGGACGAAUUGUCACUGCUGGUGAUGAUGGAGUGGCACUGGUAUUUGAAGAAUGA
This is a messenger RNA of Arthroderma uncinatum, 1533 nucleotides long. RefSeq names its product ribosome assembly protein SQT1. The record is from RefSeq and is a predicted model, not a curated record. Gene Ontology annotation, molecular function: protein binding. The transcript has a single exon. The coding region runs from base 1 to 1533 and encodes 510 amino acids. NCBI's taxonomy places the organism in Eukaryota, Fungi, Ascomycota, Eurotiomycetes, Onygenales, Arthrodermataceae.